Molecule: messenger RNA, 7200 nt
Organism: Megalops cyprinoides (Indo-Pacific tarpon)
Lineage: Eukaryota; Metazoa; Chordata; Actinopteri; Elopiformes; Megalopidae
Gene: map3k10
Product: mitogen-activated protein kinase kinase kinase 10
Exons: 11
Coding region: 2534-5686 (1050 amino acids)
Biological process (GO): positive regulation of apoptotic process; protein phosphorylation
Molecular function (GO): protein binding; JUN kinase kinase kinase activity; ATP binding
Source: RefSeq, a predicted model, not a curated record
UAUUUGGAUACAAAGUCAGCCGUAGCCACUGACAGCUCGGACAACUGAAUGGGGCAUUUUUUAGAGGGAAAAGAGGGUUCUGAUAGUGGUGGACAGAUGGAAAAACGAGUGACCCCAACGGGAAAGACUUAAAGAAAUAGCUCCCCUUAUUUAUUUUGGGUUUAGUGUAUUGCUGUUUUAAGAAAACAGUGGACACCUUCGGACAUAUUCAUACGCCCAUGCGACGACAAUAUGCGAUUGAUGUGAUAUAGCAAACUAUAUGUGUCACACAAAAAUAAUGGUAAUUGGAAAACCCGUCAUUUCAAUAACCAGAAGAACGGAACGCAGCCUUGAGGAAUAGCCUACAUCGCACCUGGAUUAUAAAUAUUUGUGGUUUACUGUCAACAACUAUCAUUUUUUAUCCUUAUUGCAAUGAAGAUGGUGGAUUUCUUUUCCACGGACUUCGCGACAGCCAAAGGAAACACAUUGCCGAAGUGGAUUUCAUCGUCUGAUCUUUGUUACACCGCCACGAAUUAUAACAAUUCUGGUGACAACGCCGCCACAUCAAGAUACACUGCUAUCAACGACAGAAAUAAUAGCUUGUUCCUAUACAGAUAAUAAGCUUCAGUCCAUCUUGUAGUUACGUGGUUUGGGUAGCUAGUCAGCUAGCUGGCUAGCUGUGUAGUGUGUGAACGUGGGUCAGCUGGAGAAUAUUACGAGGUAGGCAACUGUGGUGUCUCGAUAGCUAACAUUAUAAUGAAUGGAUGCGGAUACACCUUACCAUCGCAAAAAUACGAAUGGGUAGACUAUAGCUUAAACAAUAAAAGCAUUUUGGUUGUGGUGAUAGCAAGAAGUGGUGAUCGCAAUAGUGUAUGUGCUUUCAGUGGGUACUGAGGUGCUCUUUUCAAACAGUACGAGACUAGCUAAAAUAAAACAUUUUCAUAAUCAAGGUAGUCUAGGUGCAAUGCAUAGUUGGCCGUCUUUGAGAAAAUAUUUUCAUUCCGAUCUCUAAAAGGGAAUUUCUCUAAAAGGGAAAACAUUCUCAGGAUUAUCUCAGUUUGGCUAAUUAACUCUUCGCUCGAUGCAUUUUUAAGUGAAAUAGUUAUGAUGUCUAGCUCCAGGAAAAUGAACACUCUCAUACCCAGCGCACACUAAAGCUAUACCAAACGUGCAGAAUGCGCCAUCGGUGCUCUGUUUUGGUCAUGCAAAUAUUAGACAUACAGCCACCGAAACUGGCGUACUAGCUAGCUAGGUCUCCGUCGUAAUUCCCCAUCUUAAAAUGGUCGAGUGCUUUUUUUAACGGCUAUUUAAGGGCAUUAAACAGGCUUAUACGUUUAGUGAUGUAUAGGGCUUAGCCACGGAAGCGAUAAACAAGGGCAAUAACGCUCGGCUUAAAUAUUUCGCGAGAUACGCGUCGUUUCGCAGGACUGACGAUGCUUUUUUUCGCAGUCCAAUCGCCCAUAUUCGGACGAGAUCCCGUGCUAGCCAACUGACCCAGCCUAUCGCAUCCUGGUGGAAAGAAAAAACAAAUUGUGUCGGUCAGGGCUGUGGCGGCUUCAGGCAGUGUAGACGUGCUGCACAACCAUCCAGUUUAUUGCGAUUGUUUUGCUACGUUUAAUGUAACAAAUCCCUUUAAAUAUGAGAAAUAAUUUUACAACUGCCCGUUCUGAACCAAAUGACCCGACCGAGUUCUACCUUUUGUGCGGGCCCUCUUUGAUCAUAAAUGAAGGUGCUGUUUUUGGUACAUUGCAAUUUAGCUAAAUGUCAUCGCUCACAAAGAGGAUGGAUAAAGAGCAGUUAUGUAAAUAUCUUUUGUGAAGCCGUAAAAGAAAAGCAAAAAUUAAAACGUGAAAUCACCUCGGUUUCUUUAUUAGUGCACAACCACCUACAGCUAGGAAAUUGCCAGGGUUUUGUGAUGUGGAAAAAACUCAGUGGUCUCGAGGACAGCCAGUGAUCUUGGGGACUGAAGCGUGUAGAGUGUGCAGUGCGCUGCAAGAUACUGUCUCAUGCGCAUGGUGCCCUGUAGGAUUGACAAACCAAGUUGAUGACAGUCCACUGAGCCUUCAAAAAUAAAUGGGAGGCUGUCUUCAUAGACUGAAGGAAACACAAUGCCAGUACAUUUAUUUUUGCAGACCAGCUGAACUUUCAAUAACGUUUUUAUGUUUGUAUUGCAAUCUGCACAGCACUAGACUCGCAGAAAGCUGCUAGACAGGCACUUGUUUGAGGUAAGGACAAUGGAAAAGUGGGAAUUUUUUGUGGCUGGUCUCCCGGAUGGCCGUAGAUUUACAGUAAGCACAUCUCCUGACAAACCGGCAGACUCAGGAAGCUGUCCAUAAAGAUACAGGGUGUAUCAGCUCUGGCAGUGACUAUCCUGGCUGUAGUGAAAAUAAUGGGACAGCGCCAUACUGGAUUUUGCUAUUGAUUCCCCACCACUACCACCACCCUCGUUAAGGAAGGCUGGAUUCGGUCGAUGGGUUCUGCAUGGAUUUUGUGCAUGCGCCGACACAGGGCCCGUCCCAGCUGUUGAUCCCACACCGCUGACCCGCAGGCGAGCAUGGACCCGUACUCGAGAAUGAGCGGCACCACUGCCCCGCUGCCGUGCGCCAGCUGCGGGGGCUGCCUGCCCCUCGCCGCCCCCUGCGCCGCCCCCCCGGGCGAUGCCCGUCCCGCCUGCGCGGCGCCGGCCGAGAACGGCAGCAGCUGGAACUCCUCCACGCUGUCGUCCUCCGGCUCGCCGGACUCCCACCUCCACCACCAGGGCGGCGCCGCCAACCCCUUCUGGACGGCCGUGUUCGACUACGAGGCGACGGCGGACGAGGAGCUGACCCUUCGGCGGGGGGACCUGCUGGAGGUGCUGUCCAAGGACUCCAAGGUGUCCGGGGACGAGGGCUGGUGGACGGGGAAGAUCAAGGACAAGGUGGGCAUCUUCCCCAGCAACUACGUGACGCGGCGGGACGCCGGCUACCCGCAGCUGCCCGGGGGCCUGGUGGCGGGCGGGGAGUGCCCGCUGGAGAUCGACUUUGCCGAGCUGCGCCUGGAGGAGGUGAUCGGGGCAGGCGGCUUCGGGAAGGUCUACAAGGGGAUGUGGCAUGGGGAGGAGGUGGCGGUGAAGGCGGCGCGGCAGGACCCGGACGAGGACAUCGCCGUGACGGCGGAGAACGUGCGGCAGGAGGCGCGCCUCUUCUGGAUGCUGCGGCACACCAACAUCAUCGCCCUGCGGGGCGUGUGCCUGCGCGAGCCCAACCUCUGCCUGGUGAUGGAGUACGCCCGCGGGGGCGCCCUCAACCGCGCGCUGGCCGGCAGGAGGGUGCCGCCCAGAGUGCUCGUCAACUGGGCCGUGCAGAUCGCCAACGGCAUGGACUACCUGCACAACAAGACCAUCGUGCCCAUCAUCCACAGAGACCUGAAGUCCAGCAACAUCCUCAUCCUGGAGCACGCGGACAGGGACGACUUGUGCGGGAGGACGCUGAAGAUCACGGAUUUCGGGCUGGCGCGGGAGUGGCAUCGCACCACCAAGAUGAGCGCGGCGGGCACCUACGCCUGGAUGGCGCCAGAGGUCAUCAAGCUGUCCCUUUUCUCCAAGAGCAGCGACGUCUGGAGUUUUGGGGUCCUGCUGUGGGAGCUGCUGACAGGGGAGGUGCCGUACCGGGAGAUCGAUGCCCUGGCUGUGGCGUACGGCGUGGCCAUGAACAAGCUGACUUUGCCCAUCCCGUCCACCUGUCCUGAGCCCUUUGCCCGUCUGCUGGAGGAAUGCUGGUGCCCCAACCCUCACGGCCGCCCCUCUUUCGGGAGUAUACUGUCGCGGCUGUUGGCCAUCGAGCAGUCGGCCAUGUUCCAGAUGCCGCUCGAGUCCUUCCACCUGCUGCAGGAGGACUGGCGUCUGGAGAUCCAGCAGAUGUUUGACGAGCUGCGGGCCAAGGAGAAGGAGCUGCGGUCCUGGGAGGAGGCGCUGGCGCGGGCGGCGGAGGAGCAGCGGGAGCAGGAGGAGCAGCUCCGCCGGCGGGAGCAGGAGCUGGCCGAGCGGGAGAUCGACAUCGUGGAACGAGAGCUCAACAUCAUCAUCCACCAGAUGUACCAGGAGAAGCCGCACGUCAAGAAGCGCAAGGGCCACUUCAAGAAGAGCCGGCUGCUCAAGCUGGGCCGUGACGGCAACCGCAUCAGCCUGCCCUCUGGGUUUGAACACAAGAUCACGGUGCAGGCCUCCCCCAGUGUGGACAAAAGGAAGACCCAGGGAAGUGAGAGCACCACACCACCUGCCAGCCCGGGAGUUAUCCCUCGACUGAGGGCCAUUCGCUUGACGCCCAGCGAUGGCAGCAAGACUUGGGGUCGCAGUGCCGUGUGUAAGAAGGAGGACCUGGCAGCCAAUAAGAAGAAAGGUCGUACCUGGGGCCCCAGCUCCACUCACCAGAGGGAGCGGCUGGGCGGGGAGGACAGGCUGAAGUCUCUGGGCGAAGGUUGCAAGCAGUGGUCAUCCAGUGCCCCAAAUUUGGGCAAGUCCCCCAAACACAUUCCUAUGAGUGCUGGCUUCUCCAGCCUCAAUGAAAUGGAGGAGCAUUCUGAGUCGCAGGACUCGCCUGUGUCCCGGCUUCCCUCAGAGACUGACAGUAACGGGGGUUUGGAGGAGGGCGGGCCCUCGUGGGUCGGGGUUGGGCCCGGGACGGGGUCCCUGGACUCGUCCCGCCGCUGCGGCCAGCGCAAGAAGAGCGACCUGCUGCUGCUGGGCUGCGCCUCGCUGCUGGCCUCCGUGGCUCUGGGGCACGACCUGAUGCAGCUGGGACGACUGCAGGAUGAGCAGGAGCAGCGGGAGGACCAGCGCAAGAAGAAGGAGGGGCUGUUCCAGCGGGCGGGGCGCUUCCGCCGGAGCACCUCCCCCCCGAGCCGUACCCUCUCCCUCUCGCUGUCCCACAUCCGGCACCACGAGUCCACCCUGCCCAGCCUGGACCCGUCGCCCUCCGUUACGCUGCUGUCCCUCUCCUCGCUGUCCGACUGCAACUCCACCAAGUCCCUGCUGCCCUCCGACCCCGACGAGUUCCUGCAGACGCCCGCCGGGCCGUCGCCCGCUGCUCCGCCCCCCGCCCUCAACCCGCUCCUGGACCUGCGGGCGGAGAGCUUCAAGAGGGAGCCCAACCAGUCGCUGACGCCCACGCACGUGUCCGCCACCAUGGCCCUCAACCGCGGCCACCGCCGAACGCCGUCCGACGGGGCCAUCCGGCCCCGCGCACAGACCCUGGGGCACCGGCGAACCCCCUCUGACGGCAACACACCCCUGCCCCCAGCCCCCAUCCCAGCCACACCGCACACAGGUUCUAGGGACACUCUGGAGAUUCCGCGGCUGCCUGAUCCCUCCACCCUCUUCCCGACCGCACAUCGUCGCAAGGCGCCUCCCCCGCCCCCCUCCGAAAUGGACAGCCCGGGCGGCGCGGGCACCCUGGAGAGGCCCAAGACCCUGGAGUUCGCCCCGCGACCGCGGCCCACACCGGCAAGGGCGAGGGCGGACCCCUGGCGGCUGGGCUCCCUCUCGCGGACGCUGAGCUCGUCCCCCGGCAGCGGCUGUGACAGCCCGCUGGGCUCCGGGGACGGCAGCGCCGGCGUGGCGCAGCCCACCCUGCUGGACAUGGACACGGAGGGGCAGAGCCAGGACAGCACUGUGCCGCUGUGCGGACAGCACGCCCCUCCGGCUGCCCUCUGCGGGCAGCACUUCUCCUAGCGCACGGCCUGUCCGCCCCUGCACCUCCACCGCCCUCCUCGGCACUCUCCUCUCCUCCUGGUCACCGCUGCUUAGCCUCCUCUCUCCUGUCUGCACUCCCACCGUCCCUUACUCACAGACAAAGACAGCACCUCAAGACUCCACAGGCUCUGCCACUGGACAUGCCCGUGCACCAAUGAUGUUGCUUUUCCCUGUGACUUUGGGAGUGGUUGUUUUUUAAGUUGCCAUUUUAUUCAUUUAAAAAAAAUGCGAGCAUUAUUUCUGCCAGUGUGCACAGUAUCUGGGUGCUUUUGCAAAGCUGAACCUAUUGGUUGAGUAAGGUUUACAAACAACAGCAAAAAAAAGGCCUUUGCACACUGCAUCCAUAUCAUUUUCAUUCCUCGCUGGGACUUCAGUACUGGAUCGAACUGAAAUCAAUCAAGGAAAAUUAUAGAAAAACAUAGUGAGGCAUUUCUGGGGCACUGUAGUAUGCAAAGGCCUUGUUUCCAUCAGGAUGUUCCGCUAACAAGCCUACACGUGGUCUGGGUCUAAGUGUGCCUGUAAGCGUUUUAUAGCGCGAAAAGACAAGAACUGGAAAAAUACCUGUCGUCCAUUCCUUUGUUCCCAUCUAAUUACACUGUAUAUGUUUGCAGUUUACAACCCUACGAAUUGUUAUCUUUCUCCUCAUCGUAUAGCAAACAAGGACAGCUUGCUCUCCAAUGCAAAACAGGAGGGGGCGAAGGGGAGAAAAACUUCGAAGGAAAAUGAGGGUUUUAUUCAAACGCGUGAGGCGUUUCAAAGGAAGCAGCUCUCACUAUCCUCUUCCUCAAGCUACCUGUUUUGUAACGCAAGUCACCAAACUUUCUUUCUGGAGUACUCUACCUUAUCAAUCGUGUUAUUGUCAGACAUUCUUCAGCUUCGAAUAAGUUCGCAAAGAAAAGACACGACGAAAGUACGGGAAUGUAUGUAUGGCUUGACUGCAGACAGGAAAAUCGGGAAUAUCGCACAAAUUUCUCUCAGCGUUUGGGUCGUGGCGAGUGCUGCUCUGGGAACUGUAAGCGAACCGUUGCUGAAAUGUAUGUCACUUCGGUUUCAGCUGAAACAAAUAUUUUUAUUUUACAAGACACAAUACAACACAGUUGAAAAUAUACAAUGUACAGUGUCUUUCGGGGAAAAAGUUUUAUUUUUUAAUUAUUAUUUGUAUGGGAUGGUUUUAAAAUGGAUCUAAUGAAGUGGACCCGUUACUCUUUCCUCUGAGUGAUUGAGAACACUCGGAAUAUUUAUUAUAAUUAUUGUAAUAAUUAAAAUGGUCGUUAAUUAUUGUUAUUAUCAUUAGCCUCUUCCCAGGAAUUUCUGUAUAUAUUUGUAGAUACGCAACCCGACCGACAACCCAAGCAACAACUACCUUUGUUGAACAACCGUCUUAUGUUCAUGUACGGAGAUUUUGAUCUGAACUCGUGACGUCUGAGGCUAAAUGAGUGUGACAGUCAGAUGAUAAAAGAUUAUUAAUGGACGCGUGAAUAAAAAAUAAAAAA